CAACAUCCUCAGUCGCGUGGAAGCUUCGAGGGCAGCUGCGACAAUGGUAGCAUCUGCUGCGGUAGAAGCCAGAGCGGGUCUACGAGCGGGCAAGGCUGCCGCUGAGGAACAACGCGAAGCGUUGCAAUUGCUCACCGAGUCCGCCGAUAGAAACGCUGAGGCGCGCAUUCUCGCUGAUGACGCGGCGGUCCUGAUACAAGGUAGUGACGAGGCGCAGUCAGUUGCUGCAGCGAAGACUGUCGCGGUCGAGGAAACGUCUGCUUCCUUGGGCGCAGCUUCUAUAGAAGCCGAGGCUGCUGCCGCAGCAUCUAGGACGUCCGCCGGACAGGCUCUCCAAUCUGUGCAAACCGCUGACUCUUCUCUCAGGACUUCUGCCAGCACUGCUCUGAUGACCCUAAAAUUGGCGAACAUACAAGGUGCGGCUUCUGCCAAAGCUGCGGCGCAGAUGGAAAAGGCACUGGCUAUGACCCGUGACGCCAACAUUGCCGCUCAGAAAGCCAUGGCGGCCGAAAAUGCAGCGGCUGAGGCUGCGGCUGUCGCUGCCGCCCGCCAGUCGGAGGCCAGAGAUGCCGCCGCUGAAGUUAAAGCGGCUACCUCCGCGCUUCUCACCGCUCAAAGAAACCUCGUGCAGUCCAAUGCGAAAGUGUCAAUGGCCGACGGAGAGGCUCAGUUGGAUUCGAAAUCUAGAGCUGCCGAUGCCCAGGUAAAUGCCAUCGCUCAAGCAGCCGCCAAUGCCAGUAUACGUAAGAAAGAGGUAAUCGAGAUCGGAGCCGAAUACGGCAAAGCAAGCGGUGAAGUGAUCACUACCGGCACACGGUCCACCGGUGGAAGGGGCGCUAUUGCCACCGCCGAGGCCUCGAGCAGUGCUUCCGCCAUGGCGAGUGCAUCCGCUCAAGCGUCCGCCAGCGCAUCGGCCGUCGGCAAAGGAGGAUGGGGAUAUCGUUAUCACCACGAAGGCGCUAAGAGCGAGGUGAAAAGUGUUGCUGGGGUUGCAAUCGAAGGAGUGAAAAUCGGCACUGGAAUUGGCAACACUGCGUCCGCAUCCGCGGAAGCCCUUUCAAGAGGGCUCGGCAUUGGACAGGCAGCUGCCGAAGCGCAAGCUGCCGCGGCUGGUCAAGCGGAGAUCGCCGCCAAGUCGUGCAGAUUAGCUGACAAAAGCACUGCUAAUGCUGUUGCCUUGGUUGAGGCGGCAGCUGAAGCUGAAGUUAACGUGGCUAACAGAGCAACCGAGGAAGAGAGAUUAGCAGUCUUAGCCGCUAAGGCCGCAAGAAUACUCGAAGAAGAUGUCGCUAAUGUGAGAGCAGCUGCUGGUAGAUUGGAUUUAGCUGCAAGGGCCGCCGCUGUUGCUCAGAGACGCGCCAGCGAGGAGUCGGAAUCGGCUAACGAACGUUCGCAGGCUGCAGCAGCUGCUGCCGCUGAGGCCGAGGCUAAAGCGAACGCCGCUAAAGUAGCAGCGGCCUCUGCCACGGCCAUUGCCAACACCGCGGUUGCUAUUGAGCACAAAGCUGUUAUUUCGGCGCGCCAAGCUCAGGAGACCCGUCUUAACGCCGAGGUUGCUGCUGCGCAAGCCAUGAACGCGCGAGUUAUCGCUUCCGCCGAAUCUGAAGCUAGCGCCGAUCUUGAGAAUCGCGCAAGCGUGGCGCGUGCCGGUGCCGCUGGUGCCGCUGAAACCAAAGCUAUAGCUGCCGAUGCCGGCGCUACCGCUGAGAUUGCAGCCUACAGUUGGGCUAAGAAGGGUGAGCUUACUGACGCCGGUCCACUGCCGAAGAUUGUCAGUGUCACCGCGGAUCUGACUAAAAGUGAGGUUGAGGCCAUGAAGAUCAACCGAAAUCACGGAAUUCACGGAAAUCACGGAAUUCACGGAAAUCACGGAAUUCACGGAAUUCAUGGAAUUCACGGAAUUCAUAGGGGAAUAAUCCACAAUGAAGGUAUUGCAAGGUCGUCCAGUAGCGCUAGCGCUAGCGCUAGCUCCAGCGCCAGCGCCGGUAGCAUCGGCAAACUGGGGAAAGUUACCUUGGUUAACGCUGCAGCUAACGCGGAAGCAGAUAGUAAGGCAGUAAAUGCAUGGUGAAUAGGGUGAUGCAUGCCGAUCCUGAAUUUUACAUUUCGCACAUGGAAUGUGUACGGAUUUUUUAAGUAAUGGAUAUUAGUAGAGUAGCGAGACACACAGUUACAUGCACAAUUGAAAAAAAAAUUACAA
Molecule: messenger RNA, 2200 nt
Organism: Dinoponera quadriceps
Lineage: Eukaryota; Metazoa; Arthropoda; Insecta; Hymenoptera; Formicidae
Exons: 2
Coding region: 44-2071 (675 amino acids)
Source: RefSeq, a predicted model, not a curated record